AUGCUACCCAGUUCUCUCAGAGGUUCUUACACCAUCUACAAGGAGGAUACAGACUCAGUUGCAACAUGGCUAGCAUCCACGGCCAGGAGAUGCGGCUACUCUUUCGAUCUUCUCACUACAGUGGCAAAGCCGGCUUCUCAGACGGCACCGAGAUUGAAAGGAAAGGCUCGUAAGCUCGCUAAAGUGGCAGCCUCAACCAAAAACGAAAGCUUGGAGUCUAAACAGUCGGGCACGACGACCUACACUAUUGCCGUCAAAGAUUUCAUACCUCUGGCUGAAUACAUCGCCGCCUUCCAGCAACCACCUGUCAAGGUUCCUUCCUCCUUUGUCCGCGUUCUGGAUCGUGCCAUUACUCUCCGAAGAAAGCACAACUCCUGGUUCAAAGAUGCUGAUCAGUCUUCGAUGGACGAUGGCCACAACUUCUUCCUUGGUGUGCUCGAACGGGUGCGUGAGACAUUGAAGUCACGCUUGCCUACUGACACUGUCGAUGAUCCUAUGACCCGAUUCUCCACAAGUUCUAUCACGAAGAGCUCUGACCAAAGCCAUACUGUCAAUGCUUUUGCAGCCCUGGCUCUGGAAGAGCCUAGCGACAAGUUCCUCAACACUCCUCCGCCUAAGAAAGCCACCGAACAUCCCGCCGAGGUCGACAACAACUCUCGUUACAAGGCUGAGCGACUUCAAAAGGCUGAAGAGCAAUACCUUGCUGCUCACUGCUUGUUGGCCGAUAUCGACUCCAUCAGAGCUUACAUCAAAUCGUUAUGGACCAUGUAUCGCGAUGGUCAGAUUGACUUGCAUUCCGCUUCAAUCACAACGAACACCGCUGUCGAGCUUGUCCGCCACAUGCAGGAAGAUUAUGAUAGGAACUUCCCAGACCAUUCAGACUAUGAAGGUCUUAUCGAGACUCUCUACAUCGCUGAAUGUGUAUCCCAAGGUCAAGAUCCCGACCACAGGCAAAGACAUCACGACAUCAUCAACAUGGCAAUGUACGACCUUGCUGAUCAGAUUUUCUUAACAACCUAUGCCAUCCUGGCCUCUCUGGUUGAUGUGGUUGCCCCUGGUCAUAUUCCACUGUACAAGCCUGGUCACUUCGGCUUCCGCGAUCUCUCAACCGAAUGGUCACAAAAGUCUCCACAUGACAAACUUCAGGAUGACAAACUUGUGCUGUUAGAAGCUUUCUCCGGCUUCUCUGCUAUAGCCAAGAUUGGUUGCUUUGCCGAAGACGAGCUGAUCAGAGGUGUCAGGGAGAUGGCGCCAGGCAAGAAGGUACCAUUGUGGCUCACCUUUGCCGUCCAGAACUUCCUGGAUAUUCAGCACGUUAUGGGCUCUCAAGCUUCGAGGGCAAUUGUCGAGUAA
This is a messenger RNA of Aureobasidium musti, 1353 nucleotides long. NCBI's taxonomy places the organism in Eukaryota, Fungi, Ascomycota, Dothideomycetes, Dothideales, Saccotheciaceae. The record is from the annotation of a GenBank genome assembly.